CGUGUGUUGACUUAGUACCCCUGAAAUUACCGAGCUUGUCGCUUUGACAUUGUUUCCUGGGCGGAGAAGCGCGGGGAGAGGGCAGUCAGAAUAUCCGACGUGCUGUGCGGUGCGAAGUGCCGCGAAUUCACCAUCGCUGAACAAUGGUACGGCGAUGCGAGAAAUGCCCCAGCUUCUUACAAGGUUACGACCCUCAACCUAGACUGGCCGAACUCUUCACUUCCAAUUGAGUACCAAACAGAAUGUCACUACAGAUUUAGCUUUAGGCGGGACUCUCUUCCCAAUCAAGUAAUCAUUGAUAUUCUUUUCAACUUCCUUCAGUUAUGGACUCAUCAUAAUCGCCGGGAUGGUGCAGAUCAUCUCCAGUCAUCGAAGGUGAUCUCGCGAUCGCUCAUUACUGCAACGCAAUAUGUCAGAGAACAGAUCGGCAGCGACACAAAGCAACUUGCCGACGAUUGAUGGAUCGACAGAAGCUCUACCGGGUUGGUAGGCUCACACAGGAGCUUUUUCUCAUCUUUCGAGAAAUUACAUGGUGCCAACUGAAGAUUUCGGCUGUGACUAAAAAUGGUAAUGACUUGAUCGUUCACGGCAAGAAGAUGCAAAAUGCAUGUUGGCCUCAGGGCUAUUUCGCCUUUCCGUCUAAGCUCGUACCUGAGGUAGAUGAUAGGAAUGCUCUUCUCUGUUUUCUUGCCUGCAGAGAGGCAAUACCUUGGGAGAUCGAGUUCGCAGAUGGGUUAUUGGGAGCAAUGGUCAAAGAAACUACGCGUAUCAGGCAUUGGCACAAGAAGGGCAAUCGAAACAUGCGACUUGUUCAACCAAGCCCCGGUGCUUUAAUCAAUGGAGCAAAUCUCUGCCACGAAAUGAUCAAACUCACCCUUCAUUCAGGAGAGUCAUAUGCCUUCGAUGUUACUGGAUUCCAGUAUGGGUAUCCGAACCCGAUCACCCCUUGGAACGAAUAUAGGCGGGAACGACUUCUUGGACAGAUCGAAGCCAACAUCGCCCCAAAAGCAAGAGAAUUGGUCCGAGUGGACGAUUUCAGUUACGAAACGAUGAUCCACUAUGGCAUCAUGGUUGAUACAGUCAAGAAGGACCGCCGAGACGGUGCUGGGGAUACUAUCGAGGCCAUGAAUUUUGAUAUGCUUGAGUGGCAAGCAAAUGGAAAAAUUUCCAUGGAGGAGCUUUGGAAACUUCGAGAUGCAAAUUUCGACGUAAUGCUGACAGACUUGGUGAACUUCAUUCAUUGGAAGAUGAGCUGCGACUUAGGUCAACCGUGGUCCACUGUCCAUGGCAAGGAACUGACUCAGACAUUGCAAAUGGUAGAUGGGUUCAUCGAAACUGAAGACCUAUCGCCAGUAAUAGUCGUAGUGGGCGGAACCUGAGGAUGAAAGCCCCUCGCAUUGGGUAUUGGCGUUGAUUUAUGGCGUGAAGGUUGGAAAAUGCACAUGCUCAGUAUUGGGUUCUCUUUACUCAGCAACUAUUUUAUGAUGAAUAGAAUUGAAUACUUGCAUGGUUUAGCACAUGUAUUGAAGAGCGAUCAUGCAUUAACAUACA
This is a messenger RNA of Cadophora gregata, 1551 nucleotides long. RefSeq lists its product as uncharacterized. The record is from RefSeq and is a predicted model, not a curated record. Lineage: Eukaryota; Fungi; Ascomycota; Leotiomycetes; Helotiales; Ploettnerulaceae. The coding region runs from base 459 to 1379 and encodes 306 amino acids. The transcript is spliced from 3 exons.